AUGACAGUAGUAUGGGUCGCAAAUAGAGUCACCCCGCUUGCGGAUUCAGUGGGCACUUUGAAGGUUACCGGCUCGGGAAGUCUUGUCCUCCUGAACGCAAAUGGAAGUGAAAUUUGGUCAUCUAACUCAUCCACAGAUGCACGAAAUCCAGUCGCACAGCUCUUGGAUUCAGGAAAUCUUGUUGUGAAAGAUGUAGAUGGAACUGGUUCUGGUAACUUUACAUACAAAAUCGACCCAAAUGGCUUCCCGCAAAGCCUACUGAGGCAAGGUUCAGUUGUUAAGUUCCGGUUGGGACCAUGGAAUGGUGUUCGAUAUAGUGGAAUGCCUAAUCUAGAUCCUAACCCAUAUUACAGUUAUGAAUUUGUGUUGGAUGACGAUGAGAUUUACUACCAUUUGAAGGCUCCUUGA
Messenger RNA from Eucalyptus grandis, 408 nucleotides. RefSeq names its product G-type lectin S-receptor-like serine/threonine-protein kinase At4g27290. The record is from RefSeq and is a predicted model, not a curated record. NCBI's taxonomy places the organism in Eukaryota, Viridiplantae, Streptophyta, Magnoliopsida, Myrtales, Myrtaceae. The transcript is spliced from 2 exons. Bases 1 to 408 code for a protein of 135 amino acids.